This is a messenger RNA of Pelmatolapia mariae (spotted tilapia), 1356 nucleotides long. It is a transcript of the gene hao1, whose product is annotated as hydroxyacid oxidase (glycolate oxidase) 1. Gene Ontology annotation, cellular component: peroxisome. Gene Ontology annotation, molecular function: oxidoreductase activity; FMN binding. The coding region runs from base 1 to 1116 and encodes 371 amino acids. NCBI's taxonomy places the organism in Eukaryota, Metazoa, Chordata, Actinopteri, Cichliformes, Cichlidae. Gene Ontology annotation, biological process: fatty acid alpha-oxidation. The record is from RefSeq and is a predicted model, not a curated record. The transcript has 8 exons.
AUGCAGCGUGUGUGUGUGUCGGACUUUGAGGAGGAAGCCAGGAAAGUUCUUCCUAAAGCUGUGUAUGACUACUACCGCUCAGGAGCUGAUGAGCAAAAGACACUGGCUGACAAUGUGGCUGCCUUCAACAGGUGGUAUCUGGUUCCUCGAGUGCUGAGGGAUGUGUCUACAGUGGAUCUGUCUGUCUCAGUGCUGGGGGAGAAGCUCAGCAUGCCGCUCUGCGUCGCUGCCACAGCAAUGCAGAGGAUGGCUCAUCCUGAAGGAGAGACAGCCACAGCAAAAGCAUGCAAAGCAAUGGGAACUGGGAUGAUGCUGAGUUCCUGGGCCACCUCAACAAUAGAGGAAGUGAUGUCAGCAAUGACUACCUCACUGGGCAGUGGUGGUGUCCUCUGGCUGCAGCUCUACAUCUAUAAAGACAGAGAGCUCACGCUGUCGUUGGUGCGCCGGGCUGAGAAGGCGGGCUAUAAAGCCAUCUUUGUUACCGUGGAUACACCAUACCUAGGGAAGAGAUUGGAUGAUGUGCGCAACCGCUUUAAGAUGCCCCCACACCUGAGCAUGGCUAACUUCUCAACAGCCUCCCUGGCUUUCUCUGAGGGAGACUACGGCAAUGACAGUGGCCUGGCUGUUUAUGUUGCAAACGCCAUAGACCCUUCUAUCUGUUGGGAUGACAUCACGUGGCUGAAAAAACACACACGUCUCCCUGUGAUUGUAAAAGGAGUAUUAAAUGGUGAGGAUGCUGCCAAGGCUGUGAACUGUGGUGUCAGUGGCAUCCUGGUGUCCAAUCACGGAGCUCGGCAGCUGGACGGGGUUUCUGCCACGCUAGAUGCCUUGGAGGAGGUGGUGAGGGCAGUGCAGGGUCGAUGUGAAGUCUACAUGGAUGGAGGAGUGAGACGCGGGACAGACAUCCUAAAGGCCUUAGCUCUGGGAGCAAAGGCUGUUUUCAUUGGCCGACCUGUGCUGUGGGGCCUUGCCUGUCAGGGGGAACAAGGAGUUAUUGAGCUUCUGGAGCUUCUGAAAGAUGAACUGCGACUGGCUAUGGCCCUGUCAGGUUGUCGUUCAGUUUCUGAAGUAAGCAGGUCCCUGGUCAGGAGAAUGGACUUCACCUCGAGGAUGUGAGAGAACUGAAGAAUACACGAUUUUUUUUUUUAUGAAUCACUAAACGAAUUCUUGAUGUCAAAAAAAAGUGCUAUGUUUCCUGUUAAAAGUAAUGUUUUUAAAGUGGUGCUUUUGACUAGAGCAUGUAAAAACUGAUACAAAAUACAGGGCCGUAAAUCUUUGGACAUACCCAUAAGACGAGCCCUGGAGCUGAUUGUGAGUAAUGAACUUGUAUUUAGUAUCUUUUAACUGAAAAGCUAA